GAUGGGCUCAAUGUGAAUGAGGCCGGUUCUUUGGUUAACCGAGCCCAGGAACCGAACCGAGCCGAGUAUUUCGGUUCCUGAUUCUCAGGAACCAAAGAAGAACCGAAAUUCUCGGUUUCGGUUCGGUUCGGCUCCGGUUCUCGGUUUUUUCAGUUCGGUCCUCGGUUCUCGGUUUUUUUGUACCCAGGGCGAAUCAGGGGUUGCUGACAUCCCGAUUGCGUUGAUGUGGCGGUCAUCAUGAUGAGGAGGAGGAUGCAUCAUCGAUGGCCCUGCCGGUGGCCGGCGCACUAACACUCACACUCACUAAUAAAGCAAGGAUAGAAGGUCAAAAGGCUACUCCUCCUUAAAACAUGAGAGAGUGAGUGAGAGAGUAGCUAGCUGGUCAAAACCAUGAGCAAGGAAACAUACCUUUCAAGACAUUGCCAAUUUGACAAGAAUGAGAGAUGGAUCGGAUCUCCUCUCGUUAUCUUGUGAUCGAUAAUAUAUAGUUAAACUAAUUGCCCCUGAUUAGCGCUUGUAAGUACUAGUAGAUAGCUUGGAGCAUCUCCAUCCAUCCAUGUGUCAUCUGUCAGUGUGGUGUGGUCUCCUCUGGCUGGCCUUGCCCUUGCUGCCUUGCAUUGGGCCUUGGCCUUUUCCUUUUGGAGCGGACGGAGGUGCGCGCAUGGCGAUAGAUAGAUCAUCCAGACUGACUGGCAGUGGUACGGAUGCCCAUGGCUCUCGAGUCAUGGCUCUCCAAGGUACGGUCGGCCAUGUCCGGGGCGGGGGCGCCGUCGGGCCCCAGGAAGACCAGCGUCGGCAUCCUUGCCUUCGAGGUCGCCAGCCUCAUGUCCAAGCUCCUCCACAUGUGGCGCGCCAUCGGGGACGCCGCCGUCGCGCGCCUCUGCCACAAGACCAUCAACCUCGACGGCGUCCGCAAGGUCGUCUCCGACGACAACGACUUCCUCCUCGGGCUCGCCUGCGCCGAGCUCGUCGACGCGCUCAGGGCCGCCUCCGACUCCGUCGCCGCGCUCGCCUCGCGCUGCGCGGACCCCUCCCUCCGUGACUUCAGGGACGCCUUCAUGGAGUUGGCGGACACCGGGCGCGACCGCCACCGGUGGGCGGUGUCCAGCUGGAAGGAGAUGGACACGAGGGCGCACAAGAUGGAGAAGCAGGUGGCCAGCACCAUCGCGCUCCGCAGGGCCAUGGAGGAGCUAGCAGAGGCCGAGCACGGCCUCCGGAAGCUCCUCCAGUGCGGCAACGGAGGCUGCCACCGGCGCAGCCUGUCGGCGAGCAAGAUCUCUGUCGCGGCGGAGCAGCAGCAGCUGAUUUUCUCCAAGAAGCAGGAGGUGAAGCACCUCAAGCAGACGUCGCUGUGGGGCUGCACCAUGGACGCCGCCGUCGCGUCGCUGGCGAGGGCGGCAUUCAGCACCCUCGCCAGAAUCAAGGUCGUCUUCGGCGCCGGGCAAGAAGAGCGCCAUCCGCCGCUCUACCGCAGCCUCACGACUACAACUUCCUCCUCGUCGAUGGUCCACCCGUCAUCCUUGGAGUUGGACGCGCCGCCGCUGUCGCGCAAGUCCAUGUCGAUGGACGGCCAAUCCCUGUCUUGGAAGCGUGGCGGAUUACUCCUGGAUGAAUGCUCGGCUGCGCUGACGCCGCCGCCGGGGACGCUGGGCGCGGCCGCGCUGGCGCCGCGGUACGCCGGGGUGGUGAUCUCGAUCGAGCGGAUGGCAAGGUCACCGCGGCAGGUUGGUCCCGAGGAGCGGGACGAGCUGUACGGCAUGCUGACGGCGAGCGUGCGCGCGCAGCUCCGGGCGCGGCUUCGCGGUCGCGCCGCGGUGGCGGCGGCCGACCCUGGGCUGGCCGGGCAGUGGCGUGCGGCGCUGGCGGGGAUCCUGGAGUGGCUGGCGCCGAUGGCGCACGCGACGAUGCGAUGGCAGGCGGAGCGCAGCUUGGAGCGGAGGAAGACGGCGGCGCCUGCUGGGGGCAACACGAACGUGCUGCUGCUGCAGACGCUGCACAUGGCGGACCGCGGCAAGGUGGAGGCAGCGGUGGUGGAGCUGCUCGUCGGGCUCAACUACGUGUGGCGGUUCGACAACCGGCAGCUAGCUAGCUGAUCGCCGCUGGGCAAUUAAUGGAACACUAGUAGCUAGUGAUCGAGUAGAAGAGCGUCCGGCGAGGAGCGAGGUUGAUCAUCAGUUGAUGGAUGGAUGGAGGGGCAGCAGAUUUAUUCUUUUUAUUUAUUUGCUGAUUGUUUGGAUUUUCUUCUUGUUGUUGCUUCUUUCUGGCUACUUUUUGUAUGAAAAAUAUAACAAGCACUAGUCAGCCUAUGUGUAGCAUGGAUUCUUGUAGAAAUUAAUUAAUUAAACUGCUUGGGGCAUG
Molecule: messenger RNA, 2358 nt
Organism: Panicum virgatum (switchgrass)
Lineage: Eukaryota; Viridiplantae; Streptophyta; Magnoliopsida; Poales; Poaceae
Exons: 2
Coding region: 705-2093 (462 amino acids)
Biological process (GO): positive regulation of growth
Source: RefSeq, a predicted model, not a curated record